AUGACCUCAUUACCUGAACCUGGCCUGCUUCUAACCACGCCCAAGGAUGGUAAGGACAAUCCUCUGGUCAGCCUCGAUCGACACGGAUAUUUAUUCGGCAAGAAGAUCGCCAAUUCCUUGUCGCCAUACCUCCAUAGCGUGAUUUACAAGGAUCUUGGCUUGAACUGGGCCCAGGUGCGGCUCGACUCGGACGAUGUGGACGCAUUCCUCCAACUCAUUCAACACCCUCGAUUUUAUGGCGCUUCCGUGACUAUGCCGAACAAGCUCACGAUCCUCUCUCACCUUGAUCAAUUAACUCCCGAAUGCAGGGAUGUCGGGGCUUGCAACACUAUAUUCGUCCGCGUCGGCCCGGAUGGGCGGAGGUUAUACUGUGGAGCAAAUACGGACGUGAUUGGUAUCCGUGAAUCCUUUUUCCGCAACGUUGAUAAGGAAGUCUUUGUCGGACGCCCUGCCAUGGUGAUCGGUGGCGGCGGAGCGGCUCGAAGCGCCAUCUACGCCCUCCGCACAUGGAUGCAGGUCCGCGACAUAUAUAUCGUCAACCGUGACAAGCUUGAGGUUGACUCCGUCCUCAGCGAGUGCCAGGCCAAGGGGUUUGGGCGUGGUCUUGUGAGGGUUGACACGGUAGGCGAUGCCUUGAAAUUGGAGGCUCCGGGAGCUAUUGUGGCUUGUGUACCUGAUUUCCCCCCACAAACCGACGCGGAGAAGAGAGCGAGGGAUGUUACAGAGACUUUUCUGAGGAAGGGAAAGAAAGGCGUCAUGCUGGAAAUGUGUUAUAAUCCCACGCCCUUCACAGCACUUGGCGCUCUCGCGGAGGCUCUCGGGUGGAGAGUGAUUCUUGGUACUGAGGCAUUGGUCUGGCAGGGGCUCGAGCAGGAUCGGUACUGGACCGGGAGACAAAUUGAGGACUUGCCAGUGAUAAACGUUCAGCGGGCGAUAAAUGAUGUGGUGACGAAGAAGGUAGCCGUCCCUCGCCUGUAG
Molecule: messenger RNA, 978 nt
Organism: Scedosporium apiospermum
Lineage: Eukaryota; Fungi; Ascomycota; Sordariomycetes; Microascales; Microascaceae
Exons: 3
Coding region: 1-978 (325 amino acids)
Biological process (GO): shikimate metabolic process; chorismate biosynthetic process
Molecular function (GO): shikimate 3-dehydrogenase (NADP+) activity
Source: RefSeq, a predicted model, not a curated record